Molecule: messenger RNA, 723 nt
Organism: Lolium rigidum
Lineage: Eukaryota; Viridiplantae; Streptophyta; Magnoliopsida; Poales; Poaceae
Exons: 2
Coding region: 1-723 (240 amino acids)
Source: RefSeq, a predicted model, not a curated record
AUGCAUGCGGCGACGUCGGCCGGCAGCAUGGCUCUGAACGACAUCGCACGGGGCAGCGCCGGCGCCGGUAUCAGCAGCAGCGGUAGCGGCAACGGCAUCGGCCGCGGCGCGGCAGCCGGGACGCAGGGACAUGCCGGGACGACGUCUAAAAAGCGCCUCGUGAUGAUCAUCGCCGACCCGGGCCGUGAGUCCACAGCGGCGAUGGAGUGGGCACUCUCCCACUCCAUCGUCGAGGGCGACGACAUCUUGCUCCUCCAUGUCAACAUGCCUCCGAGCGGCGCCCCGGGCGGUGCGCCCCCCUCGCGAACCGGCUCAGGCGGGAGCUCCAGUAGCUCGUCGCUCGGCGUGUUCCUCGGCGGCGGGGGCUCCGCGGACGCGGAGUUCAUGGAGACGAUGCGCGCCGCGUGCAAGGCGCGGCACCCGCGCGCGAGGAUCCACGCGGAGCGCGUCGAGCCGGCCACCGAGGGCCGCGAAGCCAAGGCGCAGACCAUCCUCGCCGAGUCCCAGCGCCGCGGCGUCGAGCUCCUCGUCAUCGGCCACCGCCGCUUCUCCUCCUUCCUCGGGUUACGGAGCGCGAGCGGGUCGAGCCGAGGGCACGACAGCACGGCGGAGUUCUUGAUCGAGCACAGCAAGUGCCUGUGCGUGAGCGUACAGAAGAAGGGACAGAACGCCGGCUACCUGCUCAACACCAAGACCCACAAGAAUUUCUGGCUCCUCGCAUGA